Molecule: messenger RNA, 5412 nt
Organism: Oncorhynchus gorbuscha (pink salmon)
Lineage: Eukaryota; Metazoa; Chordata; Actinopteri; Salmoniformes; Salmonidae
Product: SLAIN motif-containing protein 2-like
Biological process (GO): positive regulation of microtubule polymerization; cytoplasmic microtubule organization; microtubule nucleation
Cellular component (GO): microtubule plus-end
Source: RefSeq, a predicted model, not a curated record
UAGCCUUGCCUGUAUGUCUUUCACAGUUGGCGACAGGGAUAGUGGAAAUGUUUUCGACCCUACCCGUGUGUACGAAUAUUUGGAGAAGAUGACGAUAAGCCCAAUAACUUAUUUGAACACCAAAGUCUCUUCAGUAUAAACGUGAUAUUGCUUAGAGUGACUCACAUAUCUUGACCUCCAGCUGAGAAAGGAUAAACGAAAAACCACACUGAUACAGCCGCGGAUUUUUGUGUGGUUGGUAGCGCUAACGUUAGCUAGCUAACGUUAGCUAGCUAUGGAGGAUAUUAACUCAAACAUCAACGCGGACUUGGAGGUGCGCAAGCUGCAGGACUUGGUAAAGAAACUCGAACAGCAAAACGAGCAGCUCCGGAGUCGGUCUACUCUAUUGUCUUCGUCUGGAGCAGUGUCAGGAAACCAUAGACCCCUUAGUGCUGGAUAUGACUCACCCCUGUCAGCCGCCUCGGCGGCGGGGCUGGUCGGCUUCCCUGGGGUGGGGUUCGGCGGAACGGGUGCCUAUGGAGGGCUUUUGGAAAACUCCCGUUGUUUGAGCCCCAGACUGUCAUAUGAUGGCAUCAGUUUCAGGAGAGCAUAUGAGGGCGAGGGGGCAUCGGCUGCCACCUCUUUCACUGGCAUCAAUUCGUAUUUUACUGACGCAGGGGAAACACUGGGUUUUAUGGAUGAAGGGGAAACUUCAAUCUUGGAUGAAGUAGACAUCCUCGAUCUUGAAGACAUGGAUUGUCUGAACGAAGAGGAAGACAGCUGGCUGUAUGAGGCGAAGCUGAACAGCCCUUGGCAGAAAGCCUUGAGUCCCAUCGUGUGGUGUCGCCAGGCUCUGGACAACCCCAGUCCUGACAUGGAGUCAGCCAAGCGCUCCCUCAUCCACAGACUGGACCUCACCAUGUCAGCAAACAAGCGGAGGAGCCUGUAUGGAAGUCCCUAUAGUCCCCAGGUGAACUACGGAAGCCCAUACAGCACAAACACAGUGAACAGCCCCUACAGCAGCGGCUUCAACUCCCCUUCCUCCACCCCCAGCAGGGUGCCCAUCGUCAGACAGCAGCUGAUGCCCCCUCUCCACCAGGCAGCUCAGCAGCAGCGUGGUGGCUCAGUAGAGAGAGAGAGGAACGCCCCACCGGUCAGCCCUCAGUCUUCAAUAGACAGUGAGCUGAGCACCUCUGAGAUGGACGAGGAUUCUGUGGGAUCCUCCACCACGUACAAACUCAACGACGUCACUGAUGUACAGAUCCUGGCUCGCAUGCAGGAGGAGAGUCUUCGGCAGGACUAUGCUGCCACAGCUUCCAGGCGUAGCUCUGGUUCGUCCUGCCACUCUCUGAGACGCAGCACCUUCAGUGACCAGGAGCUGGACGCCCAGAGUCUAGAGGACGAUGAGGAGGCUGUACACCCCGCCUUCCACCUCCCCUCGAACCGCUUCUCCCACUCCCCCAGACACUCCCCCCGCGCCUCCCCCAGGAACUCCCCCCGCUCCCGCUCCCCAGCACGCUCCCUGGAGUACAACCACAGCCGGGGCUCCCCGCAGCCAAUCAUCAGCCGGCUGCAGGCGCCACGUCACUCCCUGCAGGGCCAUCCCCCCCAAGACCUGCAGACGAACGUGGUGAAGAACGAAGAGAAGCUGGGGCGUAGUCUUCCUAACCUGACCCGCUCCAACGUGGCCCAGCAGGGCCCAGAGCCCGUCACGAACAGCAGGAGCUGUGAGUCCAACCUGCAAGUGCCAAACGGAAGCUCACCGAGACACCAGGCAGUCAUUCAGUCUGCCACCCAGCACUCCUCCACUCCACUCCACUCCCGGUACUCUACCCCCCCUCGCUCCUCCCAAACAGGAACUCCCUCUCGAUCCUUGCUGUCCCCGAAACCCAAACAGCACCUCCAAAGCCCUUCUUCCCUCCGAGUCCCUUCUCCCAGUAAGCUGCGAACCCCAGCCACCCCGUCUCCCCUGGCCCUGAGGCAGCCUGUAAAGGCCACGUCUACCCCUGGCUCUGGAGCCUCCACCCCCACACGCUCCCUGGGCCCAGCACGCAGCGGCCUGCCCCGGCCCAGUGCAGGAGGUGGAGGAGGUGGCAUCCCUGUGCCUCGCAGCAAACUGGCCCAGCCAGUACGCAGGUCUUUACCUGCCCCUCGGACCUACAGUGGCGGAGAGAACUGGAGAGAGGGCUGCUACUGAGGCUGGCAUGGCCAGCAGGGGGCACUGUUGCUCUCUCAUCAGCACAAAGAGGCAUACAAACAUUACAAUGCGGCACUUUAUCAACCAAGAUUACUUUUACCAUGAAUCAAGAAACUAUAUCAAAGACACAAGUCACAUUCUUCAUACUAUCAUGAGCAACAUGAUCAGAACAGCUGAAGCAACAUGGUGUGUUUAUCUGUGUGGAGAGGUUCUGAAGGGGCCAGGGGCCGUGCUAUUCCGGUUCCUUAGGACGUUCCUACUAGUGGCCCGCAACUGCUAAUAACCCAUCCGGACCCGCCCGACAAUGUGAAAAUCUGAGGUCCACGCCCGACCCUUACCCGCUAAUAUAGAAAAUGCGCUGUAUACCACAUUCGAAACCAGCUAAACUAUUUUUUGACAGGGAGUGCAGGAUUCUUUUUGUGCCAAAUUUAGAUAUGUUACUGCAUAUCAUUUCUAACAUUUUAGUAGGCUAUUUGUUAUUUAACUUGCCUAUAAUUAGAUACAUGCAGCUUCUCUUCUUUCAUGAUAUGUAGCCCUAGAAGACCAAGUAAAUCCAUUAAUCACUAGAAUGAACGCUUCAAUCUAGUUGACAUCGGUAGUUUUCUGUCAUCUGUUUAUUUUGCGGAUGUAAGACUUUUAGGGGCCGGGGAGAAAAUGCAAUAACAAAAAAUAUAAACAGGAACGAUUUUCUGUGCAACAUUUUCUAAGGACAUUUGUAAGGAAAUCGAACGCUGUGAAAAAGAGCUGUGAAAAAGAACAAAAUGAUUUCUUCACUCCUGUUUCUGAGUCAAAAUGUUGCCUACAUUUGGUGUGUAAUUUUACUUCAGGAAAUGCUUAAUUCUGCAGGAGUUAAUAUUAAGGCUAUGUGGGAGGUUGUGAUUGUCAAAUUUGUGUAUCGCCUCAAUCAUGCAUAACAUAAACAUAGGUUUAGGGUAGGGAUGUCCCAAGGGUCCUGUAUAGCACUAACCAAGGGGCCAGGCAGGGCUGGCGUGCGAAAGGGGCCAGGCGUGCGGAAGGGGCCAGGCAGGGCUGGCGUGCGGAAGGGGCCAGGCAGGGCUGGCGUGCGGAAGGGGCCAGGCAGGGCUGGCGUGCGGAAGGGGCCAGGCAGGCAGGGCUGGCGUGCGGAAGGGGCCAGGCAGGCAGGGCUGGCGUGCGGAAGGGGCCAGGCAGGCAGGGCUGGCGUGCGGAAGGGGCCAGGCAGGCAGGGCUGGCGUGCGGAAGGGGCCAGGCAGGCAGGGCUGGCGUGCGGAAGGGGCCAGGCAGGCAGGGCUGGCGUGCGGAAGCCCAGAGAUGCCAAAGAAACCGAGCUCCAGCAUCACGGUGCCUCCAGAGGCCACUGUCACAUGCCUCGGGGUGUCUGUUCAGCCAUCAAUCACACAAUGCUUUUCUCCAUCUCCCUUACUCCUUCCCUCGUCUCUUUUAUCUUUUCACCUCCCUCAGGUUGAAAUGUUUCUACACAUUUCUCUUUUUGCAGUCUGUUCAGAUGCCUUGGUUAGAGAUCUCUAUGAUGAUGCUGUGCAGGUGAAGAGUUCCCUUAAUGUUAAAGAAAUGUUGUGAAUGUUUUACGAAGUGAACUCACCUCUGUAUGGUUGUGUUGUCAAAUCAUAGUUUUUGUCCACUUGUGAAACAACUAGAAUGUAUUAAUGUUUGUUUGGGACAUUAUUUAUUCAAAUAAUUAUUUAAAGAGUUCCUUUUCCAAAUAUACAUUUUCAGCAUUCGUUUUCUAUUGAUUUGAAUAAUUUGUAAAAAAUGAACAUUUUGAACCUCAACUGCAAAGCUUAUUCUCCAAAGUCUUUUUAGAUGGUUUAAUAACAGGACAUUUGUGUUUUUAUGUUGAACACACAGGUGACUGGUAGAAACAGGCCAAAGCCCCAUCUCUGAUCUUAACCAUAACUAUCGCUUAACCUGGACUGACUAUCACAUAUUUUCCAGAGCUGGGUAGACAGUAGUCAUGUCAAACUGGGCCAAUCACUGGUAGCCAUCACAGUCUCACUCCAAAUCUACUUCUGGAUUGGUUGGUUAACUCCAUCUGCUCUCCCACAUUGGUUUAAUGUGCAGUUGCAAUAUCUACUGUAUAGUCAGACAUGCUCCCACUAAAACAUAUAGAAUUCCGCACUUGUAACCCUGAGAUCUGAGCAUGCAGAAAAGGCUUGAUGUAGUUCAUUUAAAACCUGCAACAAUGUUGUGUCAGUGUAUGUUAUGUCAAGUUGGAGAGAAUACAUUAUCAUGACAUCUUAAGUAAGAUAAUAAUGGAAGUUGUAUAAGUUAGUGGCCAUUUGCCUCUUGUGCUUUAAAAUGAAUCAAAGAGGAGUGCCGAGAUUCAUAGGGAUGGUAUUGGUGUGCCAGAAAUGAUCAAACUAGUGCCUAUUCAUUUAACGUUUCACUUUAUUUUGAAUGUGCUUUUAUUUGUUCAUUUAUCAUUAUGUGCCAAUAAUGUCUUGGUUUGCCAAUAUAAUUUGUGUCUUUGCUUUUCUGCUUGAUUUAGUUUGGGCUAAUUUUGUUAUUUUAAUUGUAUCAUCAAUGCAUUUAUAAUUGCUUGUGUAUAACAUGCGCCUUGAUAUUUAUAACAAAUGACUCUCAUUCUGUAAAUGAAACUAUUUAAGAGAGGUGCCUCUGUAUGUCAAGGUUUGGAUUUAGUGGAAAACUUGGCUAGUGUUGCAAAAAAUACAUGCCACACCAUUUUGGGAUAGUUUUUGUUAAUUCACCUUUUUAUAUUCACCAACAUGACAUUCGGGGUUGGAUUCAAUUCGUAUUGCAUAAGUAUCGCGGAAGAUCCAUGUUGAAAUUUAAAGGAAAUGUUUCCGCGUCCACAGAGACUACAUUCACGCUGCCUACGUCGGAUGUUCUGCGAUACGGAUUUGAAUCCAGACCUCAGAUUCCCUGUAUAAACUCACAUUUCAAUUUUAAAAAGUUGAGAAAUUGUUGUCUACUGUGUCAUGAAUGGGUCAAUUUCAUUCAAACACUUGUCAUUUCAGUCAGGGCCGGCGCCAGUAGGAAUCAGUUGAUGGGCACAGUUUUUUCCACUGUACCUCCCAUGUGUGCACGCACUUGUGCAAUCAAUGUAAUUUUUUAAAUGGUUGUUAUAGUGAACACCAUAGGCAGCUCAUGAGUUUCAAAUUUGGGGAAGCUUACAAUUUAUCCUACAAAAUUCUACUGAUCUGCGUGCCAGUUAUUAUUUUAUAUGUGCAUUAUUGUGGAACACUUUUUAAUUUCAAUAACAUUUCGUUGCUCAAUAA